Cavia porcellus (domestic guinea pig) is the source of this 2244-nucleotide messenger RNA. It is a transcript of the gene Jun, whose product is annotated as Jun proto-oncogene, AP-1 transcription factor subunit. The coding region runs from base 552 to 1523 and encodes 323 amino acids. Gene Ontology annotation, molecular function: DNA-binding transcription factor activity, RNA polymerase II-specific; RNA polymerase II cis-regulatory region sequence-specific DNA binding; transcription factor binding. The record is from RefSeq and is a predicted model, not a curated record. Lineage: Eukaryota; Metazoa; Chordata; Mammalia; Rodentia; Caviidae. Gene Ontology annotation, cellular component: transcription regulator complex. Gene Ontology annotation, biological process: regulation of transcription by RNA polymerase II; regulation of cell population proliferation; regulation of cell cycle. The transcript has a single exon.
GGCUCGGGCUGGAUUAGGGCUCAGAGUUGCACGGAGUGUGGCUGAGGUAGUGCGGCGGGAGUGGAGUGCGCGCGCUCAGGGGGACAGACGGACAGACUUACUCAGUCGGCCGGGCGGCGGAGUGGUCCGAGUUACAAGACUUCUUUUCCUUCCACUUCUUCGGCACCUGCCCGGAGCAAGCGCCUGUAGCUGCCAGCCCGGGGUUUCGGAGAGUGCUUGGAGAGUCACUGAUCCGGCCGCCCCGGAGGACAGCCCCGCGGCUGACAGCGCGGGGACAGGCGGCGGCGGGAAGUUUCCCGGCCCGGAGCCCGGGGACGAACGGCCCCACGGCCCGAAGCGAACUUUUGCGGAGCUCAGAGCGCGCGCGCCGAUAAGGGUCGCGCAGGAGGGACAGUCGCCGGAGGCGCCCGCGAGCGGCCCCUGGCCCAGGAGGAGCCGGCGCGCCGGCACCCCGCGCCCGCGGGCUGGGAGGCGGCGCGGCCGGGCCCCGACUUUCCCGCCUGCCCGCCCGAGCGCUGCCGGGUCGACUCGCGCGGAAACUCGGGCUUUCUAUGAGCGCGAAGAUGGAGACGACCUUCUACGACGACGCCCUGAGCGCCUCGUUCCUGCCGUCCGACGGUGGUGCCUACGGCUACGGUAACCCCAAGGCGCUGAAGCAGAGCCUGACCCUGAACUUGGCCGACCCGGCGGGCAGCCUGAAGCCGCACCUGCGCGCCAAGAGCGCCGACCUGCUCACCUCGCCCGACGUGGGGCUGCUCAAGCUGGCGUCGCCCGAGCUCGAGCGCCUGAUCAUCCAGUCCAGCAACGGGCACAUCACCACCACACCGACGCCCACGCAGUUCCUGUGCCCCAAGAACGUGACGGACGAGCAAGAGGGCUUCGCCGAGGGCUUCGUACGCGCGCUGGCCGAGCUGCACAGCCAGAACACGCUGCCCAGCGCCGCGGCGGCCGCGCAGCCCGUGAGCGCAGCGGGCGGCGGCGGCGGCGGCGGCGGCGGAGGCUUCGGGUUGCACAGCGAGCCACCCGUCUACGCCAAUCUCAGCAGCUUCAACCCCGGCGCGCUGGGCGGCGGCGGCGGCGGCGGCAGGGCGCCAUCCUACGGCGCCGCCGGCCUGGCCUUCCCUGCGCAGCCCCAGCCCCAGCCUCCGCCGCACCCCCUACCCCAGCAGCUCCCUGUGCAGCACCCGCGGCUGCAGGCCUUGAAGGAGGAGCCGCAGACGGUGCCCGAGAUGCCCGGCGAGACGCCGCCGCUGUCCCCCAUCGACAUGGAGUCCCAGGAGCGCAUCAAGGCCGAGAGGAAGCGCAUGAGGAACCGCAUCGCCGCCUCCAAGUGCAGGAAGAGGAAGCUAGAGAGGAUCGCCCGGCUGGAGGAAAAAGUGAAGACCUUGAAAGCGCAGAACUCGGAGCUGGCGUCCACAGCCAACAUGCUCAGGGAGCAGGUGGCGCAGCUUAAACAGAAAGUCAUGAACCAUGUAAACAGCGGGUGCCAACUCAUGCUAACGCAGCAGUUGCAGACUUUCUGAGGAGAGACUGUAGAGAGCAGCGGAGAAACAAAGUAACACAGACUGACGAUAACUUGACAGCCUGCGCCGUAUAAAGAAGUGUCCGAGGACUGAAGCCAACGGUAUCCAAAUUGGAUUGGGUUGUGUCCUGACGGCGCCCCCAGCGGGCAUGAGUGGGAAAGGACUUGUGCACUCCCCUUGGCGUGGAGCCCCGGAGCGGCCGCCCCAGGGCUGCCCCCUCUGCAGACAGACGGGCUGUCCUCGCGCGAAAUGGGCGACGGACUGUUCAGCAUUGACCAAGAACUGCAUGGACCUAACAUUCAUUCAGUAUUAAACGAGGGGCGGGGGGAGGGGUUCAAACUGCUAGACAGACUGUAGAUUACUUCCGUAGUACUCCUUAAGAACACAAAGGGGAGGGGGGCGAAGGGAGGGUAUAAGGGCCAGGCUGAGCCUGCAGGUGAACUCUUUCUGGCCUGCCUUCCUCAACUGCUUAUGUACAUAUAUAUAUAUAUUUUUUUUAAUUUGAUAAAAGCUGAGUACUGUCAAUAAAACAGCUUCCUGCCUUUCUUAAGUUAUUUCAUGUUUGUGUGUCCUGCCCAGUGUUAUUUGUAAAUAAGAGAUUUGGAGUACUCUUGAGUUUACCAUUUGUAAUAAAGUAUAUAAUUUUUUUAUGUUUUUUUCUGAAAAUUCCAGAAGGGAUAUUUAAGAAAAUACAAUAAAAUAUUGAAAAGUACCCCCCAAA